AUGCAGCUUUUGUUACUGGUAGUUUUGUUGGUUGGUGCCUGCCCGGCGCAGGCAAAGGCUGUAUUUGCCCACUUUAUGGCCAACUGGGAGCAAGACAUCUCGGCGGCUAAGGAGGCACACAUCGAUGCUUUUGCGAUCAACACAGGGUUUGGCCUAUCAAUUCAUCGAAUGCUGACCGAUGCAUUCGCAGCUGCGGAUGAACUGGACUUCAAGCUAUUUCUGUCCUUGGACUACUCAGGAGAUGGACACUGGCCGCAGGACCAAGUAAUAGACUACCUCAAGGACUUCACAAAGCUACCAGCCUACUUCAAAACUGAUGACGACAAACCCCUUGUCUCCACUUUCGAAGGGGACCAAGCUGUUGGCGAUUGGAAGAACAUCAAGGAUAAGGUAGACUGCUUCUUUAUCCCGGAAUGGUCCGCGCUACGUCCGGAAAAAGCAAUCUCCUACGAGCAAGUCGACGGUCUGAUGAGCUGGACGGCCUGGCCAAAUGGCACCGACCCAAUGACCACCGAGACCGACAAAGAGUAUCUGGACGCUCUCAACGGGAAACCGUACAUCAUGCCUGUCUCGCCAUGGUUCUACACCAAUCUGGUUAGGUACCAUAAGAAUUGGGUGUGGCAGGGCGAUGACCUCUGGUACACCCGCUGGCAGCAGGUUCUCGAGCUCGAACCAGAGUAUGUUGAAAUUCUCACCUGGAAUGAUUAUGGCGAGUCGCACUACAUUGGCCCGAUCCACCAGAGUGGCCUUGCAGUCUUCGACUACGGACAGGCACCGUUCGACUAUGCCAAGGACAUGCCCCAUGACGGGUGGCGGAGCUUCCUGCCAUACGUUAUCGACCUCUACAAGAAUGGAGGCAAGGAUGCUGACAUCAAAGAUGAGGGCCUUGUCAGUUGGUACCGAGUUAAUCCCGCGUCCGCGUGUUCCUCGGGCAAGACCACAGGAAACACAGAGACCCAGGCGCAGCAGACACUGGAACCCCAGGAGGUGCUCCAGGAUAAGGUUUUCUUUUCCGCGCUGCUGGAGUCUUCUGCGGACAUCUCUGUCACUAUCGACGGGAAAGCUCGGGCCGCGAGCUGGGUAGAUACGCCGGAUGGAGGGAAGGGGAUUUACCACGGCAGCAUCCCCAUCGACAACCAGACCGGGGCUGUUGUCGUGACCCUCACUCGUGAUAAUGAGCUGCUAGCCGAGAUCGACGGCCAUCCCAUCACGUCAGACUGCGUUAAAAAUAUGACCAACUGGAACGCAUGGGUCGGAAAUGCCACGUCGACGGGUCCUAAACCUUCUUCGCCGUCGGGGUCAUCAGAGCAGGACUCCUCGUCUAAUCGACUGGUUUCGUCAGGGAUCCUCCCGGUUGCUGUGAUGUGGACUCUUUUCUUUGCUCUGAUAUAA
Messenger RNA from Aspergillus oryzae RIB40, 1392 nucleotides. Its product is annotated as glycoside hydrolase family 71 protein. The transcript has 2 exons. NCBI's taxonomy places the organism in Eukaryota, Fungi, Ascomycota, Eurotiomycetes, Eurotiales, Aspergillaceae. The record is from RefSeq and is a predicted model, not a curated record. Bases 1 to 1392 code for a protein of 463 amino acids. Gene Ontology annotation, biological process: mating projection tip cell wall disassembly. Gene Ontology annotation, molecular function: glucan endo-1,3-alpha-glucosidase activity.